Molecule: messenger RNA, 1845 nt
Organism: Cyphellophora attinorum
Lineage: Eukaryota; Fungi; Ascomycota; Eurotiomycetes; Chaetothyriales; Cyphellophoraceae
Exons: 1
Coding region: 1-1845 (614 amino acids)
Source: RefSeq, a predicted model, not a curated record
AUGGGCGUGCCAAACACCCCAAGUUCUUCAACAACCACACCCGCACCACCUAAACGAUCGAGAGCACAACCAACUGCUGAUGGUCAAACGCAGUUCCUCUACCUAAUUCUCAAGCAACUUGAUCUCAAGGCUGUCAACUGGCAAGAGGUAGCGGACGGCAUUGGCAUCAAGAACGGUCACGCUGCUCGUAUGCGCUGGAGUCGCUUCAAGGCUCAGACCGAAGGUCUGCCAACACAGUCACAGAAGAAGUCGCAGAAGAAGAAAGAUUGCGAGGGUAAAGCCAUGGCUUGCGGUGAUCCUAACCAGAAUGGAAGCGGUGGCUACUACGGCUCGUCUAUGAAGCAUGGCUACGACAACAGCUUGGAGGCUGCGAUGGCUGAUGAAGGUGCUCCAACCACGAAGAGAGUCAAGCUCGAGUAUGGUGGUUUCGGUCCCGCUCCUCCCCCAUUUAUGAUGCCUCCUUUCAUGGGGACUCCGCCGCCCGGUCAUGCUGCUCCGGCCAACUAUGCAUCUCCUCAGCUCUUUGCUCAACAGACCGCUGCUGGGAUGUGGGGACCUUCGCCACCACCACCGAGUGCCAUGAUCAAGGCUGAGCCGGGAGUCAACAUCAAGCACGAGUAUGGCUUCGGUAUGUUGCAACACCAGGCCCCAACCCAGCCAGUCGCUUGCCCAUGGCUAGGUCCACCUGCAACAUCGACUCCAGCGACCGUUGGUCCCGCACAAAUGCCGCAAGCACACAUCCCUGUCGCCGCAAGCCCGAAAGCUACCAAUACACAUGUCGCGAUCACAGAUCCCGAUGAUCUUCCCAUCAGACAAACCCUGGUCAAGAUCGAACCAGUUCCCAACGGCGUCGACCCAACUCCUUCUGCACAUGCUACCACCUCAACCAGCAUCUCAAACCAAGCCAGCAUCUUAAUCCCGGUACAGGAUCCAGCCACAGCUACCGAGUCUACUGCUGCUGCUGUCACAGCCCAGACCUCUCCGACUUCUGGUUCCCCAGAGUCCUCCGAAGCAGUGGUGUCAUCAGCCAAAACCGCACGCGUCUCCGUUGCCCUCUCAUCAAUCCCCCAAUACGACGGCACCGACGAGAACGACAAUGAAUCCACCAAGGAUGUUCCGCUCGACACUGAGCAGCGCAAGAACAACGAAGCUUCUCCGACAGAGUCCGCCCGAACCGGUCCAGUUGAGUUUACCUCUGAAGGUAGUCCGAUUCCAGUUCCACCUCAACCAAGCGGCCUUGGUGUCACUCCUCGAGCGUCCAUAGAGCCUGUCCAGCAGCCUACUCCCUCGAACCAGGCUCCUAACAGCGCCACCUCUGCUCAGCCAAUCGCAUACGCACCUCAGCCUUUCCUCGCUCAACAGCGCGACGCGUUCAUUGCGGCCCAGCUCGCUCCCGCUCCUUAUCCAGCAACUCAACCUACCUGGAGCGCCAACCCCUACUACAACCCGUACUUCAACACGUUCCUCAACUCCGAGGCGGCCUCCAGAGCAUCAGUAGUCCCAAUGAGUCCGUGGCUCAACAGCGAGUACGGCUCGUGGGACCCGGGCUGGCAUCCGCUCGUCGCUGAGGAUGUUGUGUUUCCCGCCGUGCCAUAUCAGCGUGUCCCGCAGCAACUUGGCCAGUUCUACAGUGCUCAGAACGGCAUGGGGGCCGCCCCGUCAUACAAUUUGCAGGGUAUGGCUGCUCAGGCGUUGGGUGGAGCGAUGAAUGGGAACGGGUUUGUGGAGCAGGAGAGCUUUGUCGCGCAGCUUGAGGGCGUUGGAACUGGAACUGGAGAUGGUGGCAGCGAUGGUGCUGGAGUUGGAGCAGAAGCAGCAGGCAAAGAGCGAGAGAUGGAGAAGUAA